AUGGAGCCAAACACGCCUGAGCCUCAAUGCGACAGUCAAAGCGACCAGGGCGAGUCAUACGGGGAGCAGCUAUUUAAAUACACAUUCGAUGAAGGGCGACAAGAACCCCGUUUUCUCAUUUUCCGAGGCCUCCAACUCAUGAAUAUCUUCAAUAUGCAAAACGACCUGGCAAAGCUAAAACACGACAUCAUGACAGCAAAGUCCGCAGAAUCGCACCAAACUGAAUCCCUCACCAAAGUCAUGCACAACUACAGUACCUCCACACCCAAUUCCAAUCACAUCCUCCGCAUACAAAUUAAUACUAAUCACCUCAGCUCAGCAAAUGCAAUCCGCGACUAUGAGUACUUAACCCGUCUUACUCCCAUCACCGGCUCUCAAGCCCGCCGCGGCCGUCUUGAUCUGGAACGCGUCUUCGGAGACGAUUCUUACCAGUUCAUCGACGAAGGCUCCGGCUACCGCCGUUUCGCUGACGGUUCCCUCCUCCCCAGCGAUAACCUUCGGGAAAUACUGAAGCGCCAUCUCCCCCGCUCAGUAAGCUACACGAAAUAUGACAUUCGUAAUCGCACCGACGAAUAUUUCAGCAACGAACCACCUGAGCAGAUAUCUCCGUUCGUGGAUAGACUAGCAAGGUUUUUGGUGGCAUUUCUAGGGGGCGCGAUGUUGGUUGUGCCGAUGAUGAUUAUGCGGUUGCCAGAGGUUACGGUUGUAAAGAGCUUAGUAACGGUGAGUAUCUCAGUUUUGGCGUUUGCGGGAGCAUUGUCUGUUUUCUUCAAGGCGAGUAAUACGGAUACAAUGGUGGCUACGGCGACAUAUGCGGCGGUUUUGGUGGUUUUCAUAGGGGUUUCGGGGUAA
Fusarium sp. VM40 is the source of this 852-nucleotide messenger RNA. Lineage: Eukaryota; Fungi; Ascomycota; Sordariomycetes; Hypocreales; Nectriaceae. The record is from the annotation of a GenBank genome assembly.